CACAGAGAGCCCAUUGAAAUUAGCUUUCCGUGUCAUGUUUCCCAGCUAUCAAUUCUUGUGGAAAUUCACAAGGAAGCAUGGCAAAAUCUAAUCGCUACGCUUAACCCACAAGUGGCCCAAGGCCAUAAUUUUUCUUGGGUCAAAAAAAUCUAAUGACUCGUCAAACCUAAUAGCCACAAAAAGGUGCAAAACUCCCGCUUGAAGUGUCCGCCGGGGACACCUCCACUGCUUGGAUAAACCUCUCCGGCUAACCAGAGCUUAGAAUCAUCUACCCAAUUCAAAAUUAAACUUAACCAGAUAGGAAAAACGGUUUCUUACUUGCAAAUUCACCAUCUAACUAGUGACACUAUCUCUAAUGAAUUCUAGCCCACAAAAGUCUGGGCAAAAGAUACUUUAGUUUGUUCUUUUCCCCCUCCCUCUCUUCGAGGCUGCAUGAGUAGUCAGGAAUUCUAUACCAAUUCGUCUUUCUUCAAGUUUGGGUACUUGAAGUUGUUGAAUUUAAAGCAGUUGAAAUUAGUGUGGCUAUGGUCUCAGUUUCACACGCUCUCUCUUUCAAUUUCAUCGUCUUCUCGAUAAGGCAAACGUCUCUAUUGGCACCGCAUCCUUCUAGAAUUCGCUAUAGCCUCGCUACUCGCAGAUGGUUCAGAAAUUUAAAUUCAAGGUGUUUAAUUACAAAUUCUGACUUACAAUGCAGCCAUCUUCUCACUGAUGAUAAGGUCCCACAAGAUGUUUCAGGAAUUGAGCUUGAUUUUUCAGCUCCUAUUGUUCAUAUUAAAUCUGAUGUUCUUCAGGCUGUACCUUUGAGUUUACUAGCUGAAGCAACUUAUGUGGAUAGUCUUUUGACAGCAUUGCUGGCUUUAUCAGGGAAGGAGCAAGAUGCCCUUGCAGCAACUCCAGCCCAUCCAGUUGGAUUAUAUGCUUUGUAUGCUAGUUGCCUAGCUGGAAAUUUAGUGGAACAACUAUGGAAUUUUGCUUGGCCUUCUGCUAUAGCAAUGAUUCAUCCUAGCCUUCUAACAGUGGCGGUCAUGGGUUUCUUCACCAAGCUUGCAAUAAUUGUUGGACACCCUUUGGUUGGAAAACUUAUGGAUCAUUCUCCCAGGAUACCUUCUUCUAUUAGUUUAAAUAUAGUUCAGGUUUCUGCUCAGUUGCUAUCUGCAAUGAUGAUUAUUCAUGCACAUACUGUUUCUCCUAUUUCUGCAUCAUCCAUUCUUCUCCGUCCUUGGUUUCUUGUACUUGUUUUAGUUGGGGCCAUUGAGAGGUUAUGUGGAGUAGCAUUGGGGGUAGCUAUGGAGCAGGACUGGGUUGUGCUGUUAGCAGGAAUAAAUAGGCCAAUUGCGCUUGCACAAGCAAAUGCUGUUCUUAAUCGAAUUGAUCUCCUGUGUGAGAUUGGUGGGGCAUCAUUAUUUGGUGUUCUUCUCUCCAAGUAUGAUCCUGUGACCUGCUUAAAGCUUGCUACUGGUCUAAUGAUAUGGUCGUUGCCAGUUAUGAUUGGUCUCACAUCGUUGACUAACAAGCUGUCUACUGGGGUGCUUGACCAUGCCAGAUUUUCCCAGACCUGUUGCAGAGAGUCAACUGGAGCAGCUAUGGACGAUGUUAACAGCUUAGUGGAUAGAGUUGUGGAAACUAUCAAGCUUGGGUGGAAGGAAUAUGUGCAGCAGCCAGUUCUUCCUGCAAGCCUUGCAUAUGUUCUCCUGUGCUUCAAUGUUGUUCUUGCUCCAGGCAGUUUGAUGACAGCAUUUUUAAUGCAGCGUGGAGGAAAUCCAUCUAUCAUUGGCAGUUUCAGUGGAUUAUGUGCUUCCAUGGGUGUUGUGGCAACAUUCUUAUCUGCAACCUUGGUCAAGCGAUUGGGCAUUUUAAAGGCAGGAGCUGCUGGUUUGGUAUUUCAGGCUUCACUUCUCACCAUUUCUGUUGCUGUUUAUUGUAGUGGAGCUCUUUCCCAGCAAAGCCCACUUCUCUUUUUCUUGGGAUUGAUCUUGAUCAAACUCUAUAUGCACGUUUUAUCAAGGUUGGGACACGUGUCAUACGAUGUUGUUGGGGCACAAAUUCUCCAAACAGGGAUCCCAUCAUCUAAAGCAAAUCUGAUAGGGGCAACAGUUUCAGUUGCAAGUUUGGCGGAGUCAGCAAUGUUGGGAAUUGCAAUAAUUGCAAAUGAUGUUUCACAUUUUGGAUUUUUGGCAAUGCUAUCACUUUCAUCAGUGGUUGGGGCAGCGUGGGUGUUUUGCCGGUGGUUUAAUCCAACAGAUGAACAAAGAAGUCUUUUCUCCUACGAGCCUAGGUUAUAAAUUUUUAGCACAAGU
This is a messenger RNA of Hevea brasiliensis (rubber tree), 2297 nucleotides long. RefSeq names its product solute carrier family 40 member 3, chloroplastic. Gene Ontology annotation, cellular component: membrane. Gene Ontology annotation, molecular function: iron ion transmembrane transporter activity. Gene Ontology annotation, biological process: iron ion transmembrane transport. The record is from RefSeq and is a predicted model, not a curated record. NCBI's taxonomy places the organism in Eukaryota, Viridiplantae, Streptophyta, Magnoliopsida, Malpighiales, Euphorbiaceae.